Cheilinus undulatus (humphead wrasse) is the source of this 5239-nucleotide messenger RNA. It is a transcript of the gene bcl11ba, whose product is annotated as BAF chromatin remodeling complex subunit BCL11B a. Gene Ontology annotation, cellular component: nucleus. Gene Ontology annotation, biological process: positive regulation of transcription by RNA polymerase II. Lineage: Eukaryota; Metazoa; Chordata; Actinopteri; Labriformes; Labridae. The record is from RefSeq and is a predicted model, not a curated record. The coding region runs from base 54 to 2570 and encodes 838 amino acids. Gene Ontology annotation, molecular function: RNA polymerase II cis-regulatory region sequence-specific DNA binding; DNA-binding transcription factor activity. The transcript is spliced from 3 exons.
UGCAGGAGGAGCAGGAGAAGGUUCCCGCCGAUGCCGCUGUGACUGAAGGGGCGAUGUCCCGAAGAAAGCAAGGGAACCCUCAGCACCUGUCCCAGAGAGAAACCAGCACAGCUGAGGUCGAGCAUCAUGAUGGAGGCCUGCUCUCAGACUGCCUCCCCCCACACUCUCUCAUCCUGCCCCCCCACCCGUUGGACCCCAGCCUGGGCCACGCCCUCCCGCCCGGCCUUCACGCCGACCACGACCUGCUGACGUGCGGCCAGUGUCAGCUGAGCCUGCCGCUCGGCGACAUCCUCCUCUUCAUCGAGCACAAGAAGAAACAGUGCACCACACCGCCGCUGCCAAACAGCUGCUACGACAAGAUGAACGACCGCGGCGGAGGAGGAAGCCCAACCCACCACGCCAUACAUAAACACACUCAGAGGGCGGAGCUUAGGAAGGUGGUGGAGCCUGUGGAGAUUGGAAUCCAGGUGACGCCCGAGGAGGAAGAGGAGGAGGGACGACGAGGACGAGGAGGAGAGAGAAGAGAGAGGACGCCGAUCAAAGGGAUCUGUCCCAAACAGGAGAACCACACAGGUGGCAGGGAUGAGCCGUCCAGCUACACCUGUACCACGUGUAAGCAACCGUUCCCCAGCGCCUGGUUCCUGCUGCAGCACGCUCAGAACACUCAUGGUCUCCGGAUCUACCUGGACUCCAACCCGUCCAGCACUGCCCUCACUCCCCGAAUCUCCAUGCCUCCCCCUAUGGGCAGCGACUCCAUCCCGCAGUCCCCACUCACCAACUUCCUGGGAGACAACAACCCCUUCCACCUGCUGAGGAUGACAGGCCCACUGCUCCGGGAGCCGCCCCCAGGCUUUGUGGAGAACCGCCUCCCCAACACACCUCCCUUCGUCAGCCCGCCUCCUCGUCACCAUAUGGACCCCCAUCGGUUGGAGCGCCUGAGCGCAGAGGAAAUGGGCCUGAUCUCCCAGCACCCCAGUGCCUUUGAGCGGGUGAUGCGUCUGACGCCCAUGGCGAUGGAGUCUCAGUCCAUGGACUUCUCCAGGAGGCUUCGGGAGCUGGCAGGGAACAACAACAGCACCACGCCCCCAUUGUCCCCCAGCAGGGCCAACCCUAUGCACCGACUACUGAACCCCAACCCCUUCCAGCCCGGGCCUAAAUCCCCCUUUCUGAGCACGCCCCCCUUACCACCCAUGCCCCCAAACAGCACCACCCCCCCUCAGAACCAGAACAAGGUCAAGUCCUGUGAAUUCUGUGGGAAAACGUUCAAGUUCCAGAGUAACCUGGUGGUCCAUCGCCGCAGCCACACUGGCGAGAAACCGUACAAGUGCCAGCUGUGUGACCAUGCCUGCUCUCAAGCCAGCAAGCUCAAGAGACACAUGAAGACACACAUGCACAAAGCAGGAUCUUUGACGGUGCGCUCUGAUGAUGGUCUGUCCACCACCAGCUCACCAGAGCCCGGAACCAGUGAUGUCACCGGGGAGGGCGUGAAGAACCGAGACGGAGACUUCCAGGGAGAGGGAAACGAGGAGGAAGAGGAGGAGGAGGAAGAGGAGGAGCUGGAGAAUGAGAGUCGACCAGAAUCAAACUUCAGCAUGGAGUCUGAAUUCUACAGGAACCGCGAGAAUGGACCCAAACCACCCUCGGAGGACAAGUCCUCUUUCGCCUUGGACAAGAUGGUGGAUGGAACAGGACUCAACUCUAUCCAGCAGUACAACAACAUGAUCGUUGACAAUCGUAAACAGAUGCCCUUCUCCAAGAGGUGUUUGGAAAACCAGCGGGACACCUGCGAUGAGGACUCGGUGGCUGGGGAGAUGGACCACCAGCAGGAAGAGAGGACAACCAUCAACGGCAGGAACUGUGGCUCCAGUGACUCUUUCUCAGGCCUAUUCCCUCGUAAGCCCACGCCCAUCACCAGCCCCAGCCUGUCCAACUCGUCCAAUAAGAGAAUUAAGAUAGAGAAGGACCUGGACAUCCCCCCCGCCCCCCACAUCCCCUCUGAGAACGUCUACUCCCAGUGGCUGGUGGGCUACGCUGCCUCCCGCCACUUCAUCAAAGACCCUUUCCUCGGCUUCACUGACUCCAGACAAUCGCCCUUUGCCACUUCCUCUGAGCAUUCAUCUGAGAACGGCAGCCUGCGCUUCUCAACGCCUCCUGGUGACUUGCUGGACGGAGGCCUGUCAGGUCGCAGUGGCACGGCCAGCGGUGGCAGCACGCCUCACCUUAGCGGAGGAGGUCCUGGACGACCCAGCUCGAAGGAUAGCAGGCGGUGUGACACGUGCGAGUACUGCGGUAAGGUGUUUAAGAACUGUAGCAAUCUGACAGUGCACCGGCGCAGCCACACCGGAGAGCGCCCCUACAAGUGCGAGCUGUGUAACUACGCCUGCGCCCAAAGCUCCAAGCUGACACGCCACAUGAAGACGCAUGGGCAGCUGGGGAAGGAGGUGUACCGCUGUGACAUUUGUCAGAUGCCAUUCAGCGUGUACAGCACGCUGGAGAAACACAUGAAGAAGUGGCACGGAGAACAUUUGAUGACCAACGAGGUCAAAAUUGAACAAGCAGAGAGAACCUGAAGGCGUCCUCUGACUCCAUGCACUGAAACUAAAAACAAACACCACGCGGAGCUGGAUUCUCUUUUCUGAAACCUUCCUUUAGUCUUAUUUUUGUGUUUUUCAGAGAAACUGAGAAAAAAGAAGUGAAACACGGUCUGAGUGAAGCUGUCUAACUGCCUCAUUUGGAGCUCUUUUCCAACAAUCAGUCACUUGAGUUGAACAUGUGUGGAGCCUUUAACUGUGCAAUAAUUUCUGUAUUUAUUGGAUUUUGUAUUUUGGCAUGUGCAGGUACAUUUUUAUUUCAACAUUUUUUAAAACGUUGUUUUAUUUGAUUUUGCAUUCGUCUGUUUUCUAAAAACCCACGAUAUCCUGAGAGUUUUGUAGUAGACAAACGUCAAACAUUUGAAGUCUUAAACGCAUUUUGGCCGCUGCUUGUAGGAAAUGUACAUUAAGCUAAUGUGUGAUUUGUUGAAGAGAAGCUGAAUUCAAUCUUCAGUGUGACGGUGGCGUUUACUGAGAAUGGUAGAAUUAAAUUAUUUUGUGUGACGAUGAAACGCGGACAACAAUCCUUUGGCACUGUAGCAUGAACGGACUUUAAACCUGUCGAUAUGAUUGGAUAUGUAGCACUGAAGGUCAGAAGUGACAGUAAACGUAAAAUAAAGAGGAUCCCAAGGUCGAUAAGCCCCCACCUCCUCCUGUGAUCAUGACAACCAGCCAGAAAAAGAAGCCUAACAUAAAUGUUUAACAUGAGGCAGCUGCUGAUGGUACCAAGUACCACGCCCCAACAACGCUACCACACAUGCACAUACACACCGCUAUAUCCACACUGUACAAUUGGGCCUGGGGUCUUCAGCCCUGAACAAGUCUGGACAUCGUUGUUUCUUCAGUUAGACCGGCUACACACAAAACAAUUUGAAAGGCUAACCUGCCAAGCCCAUUCCAUGUUGCCCUACCCCCACUAGUGCAAGGGUGUCCUGGUUCUUGUAUAAUGGGGGUGAAGGGCGUAGUGCUAGGGUUACGAAGGAGAUUUUCCAGAAGCACACUCUGGAAAUCUCUCAGAAUGCCUUGAGAAUCAUUGGCAAGAUUUGAAAAACAAUCUAAUAUCAUAAUGUAAUGCUUUAUCAUCCUUUUUAAUAUCGAAGAAGCAUUAAAAAAAAUGUCCUCUGGUCCAUUUACAUAAACACUGUUGAUGACUACUGGUGCCGUAUCAGGAACUUGAAGGUUCAUUUCAUAGAUUUCACCACUACCUCUUGUUACUCUGUUCCAAGGGACAAGGGGCCGCUGGAAAUCGAGCAGUAGAAGAAGUCAAUGACUUGUUCAGAUUCCACAUCUGUCAUCUCUCAAAGCUUCAAGCUGAUAGGCUUGUUCCCAGUCAGAGGAUUACAGAACCUAUCAGUGUCAUUUUAGGAGAAAGAGGCAGUAGCUAGUUAGUUGAGGAGAGACUGGAAAACAUUUUCUUUAUUUUAAAAAGAGCAAAGCAACCCAAUGAAAGCUUUUCGUGGUGGAAAAGAUGGUUUUUGCUUUUCAUCUGACGGGCUUCAAGACCGAAUGGCUCUACUUGUAGAGAAGAAUCAUGGAUUGACUGGACAGUGGCACACUUCUACUAUGUCAUACGUUGCUCUGAUUGGCCUGUAAUGAAUGUGACAGACAGAAAGUUUGCCCAAUUACCCUUUGCCCCCCCCCCCACCAAAAAAACCCCCAAAAAAAACAAAACAGGCCAGUGUCAGGCCAGGACUGAGCCCAAAUAGUAACCAAUUAUAAAAAUAUGUGACACCAGAGAUAUGAAGAUAUUUUGACUAGAUUUGAUCAUGUUUCUGUUAAUAUGUGCAGAGCUUACUUUGACUACCUCAGAGUAGCCCCCUAAAAUAUUCAGGAACCAUUGCACCAGAUGACUCAGCCACACAGUGAGACCACAUACCUGCCGUCCACAAUUUCACUGUGGAGAUUCCACCGACAUGAGAUCUGACAGGGUUAAAUGGGACUUCAAAAGACACACAAACAUGGAGGAUGGUCAACAGAAUCCUCUUGCUGUCAGCCCAAUCAUGGUAGUGUUUAUGAGACAUUGUAAGGCUCUGGCUAAGGAGCUGGUCCUUAUGCCAGACUGAACACCUUUGCACACUGAGGCUGUUUUAUUUGUACGAAUUUUUCACACCUUAGAAAUAACAGAAAAGCUCAUAUUGUGUUAAUUAUGUUUGCACACUGAUGCAGACACUAUCAUACGUCAUUAUGUUCAGACCAGGUUAGGUUUUUUGUGUUUUUCAGUCCAAGUCAUUUAAAUAGACGACGAUGAUUCAGAUCAGCAGCUGCUGCCUCCUUCUUACUCGCUCGCUCGUGUGCAUGGUUUGAGUGCAUGACAGUCACGGAAAAAAAUGUAUCUGAAAAUGACGGACUCAGUUUGUAAAGACCUUUAGAGCUAAAAUUUACUACUGACUUAAAAUUAUAGAUAGGUGCAACCCAUUUGGUCAAAGUCCGCAAAUGAUCUAACCUUGCAAAGCAAAUGGAUACGCUGGUUAGAAAGUGACAGGACCAUUUAGCGUCGAGGGGCAGGGCUUUUGGGUGCGGCGGAGCUGUGACGUAAGCAAGCAGCAACAAGAAGCCGGUGCAAUUUUGGCAGAAAGAUUAGCGUAGAUGCUGCUAAAGCGCCAGUUUUAUCAGAACUUGACGACAUUUCUUUGUUAAAAGAAGAACAA